CUCCCCCUGCCGCCUUCCUCUUUGACCCCGGACGUUGUUCAACAAAAACAAGAAAUGGCGGCAAAUCGCGAAGGGAAGAAGCGAGGCCUUGACGAGGCGGGCGACGAGGGGAAGCGGGCGGUGGAGGACGAGGAGGAGGAUGAUGAGGAGGAGGAUGAAGAAGAGGAGGAGGAUGCGGUGCUGUCCAUGAUGGAGGUGAUGCAGCAGAACGAGGAUCUGGAGAGCGAGGCCGAUGCGGUGCUGGGCGCCAGCGACUCGGACCUAUGCUCAUAUGCGAAGGGCUACGUGAGCCGCCAGGCGCUGUAUGCGUGCAGCUCCUGCACGCCACGUGGCGGGGAGCCGGCCGCGAUCUGCCUGGCGUGCAGCUACACGUGCCACGAGGGUCACGACCUGUACGAGCUCUACACCAAGAGAAAUUUCCGCUGUGACUGCGGCAACGCUCGAUUCCCUGGCGUUGCCUGCAAACUUCUGCCCGACAAAGAGGCAUCGAAUCCCGGCAACAAAUACAACCACAACUUCUUUGGGUUGUACUGCACCUGCAAGAAGCCCUACCCUGAUCCGGACGACAAGACUCCUGAUGAAAUGAUCCAGUGCAUCAUAUGCGAGGACUGGUUACACGGGCGGCACCUGGGCGUGGAGGCGCCGGAGAGCGUGGAGUACCACGAGAUGGUGUGCGGGGGCUGCAUGGCGCGCUGCUCCUUCCUGUGGGCCUACGCCGUCCCGUCCGCAGUGGUGAAGCUCGUCAACGAGGAACACGAAGGCUCGCUGGUCGUCGACGAUUCCCCGCGCAGGUCCCGCGCCGAGGUGACCUCGAGCGGGACCGCCCGCGAAGACGGCGUCAAGCCGUCGCCCGGCGACGAAGACGGUAGCGAGGAGAGCGAGGCGCCGGUGGUGCCAAAGGAGGAACCUCGCGACGGCGCCCCGACGCCCAGGGAGAACGGGGCCGGCGCGGCAGAGCAACGUUCCCCCUGCCUGCUGACGGAGCUGCGCGCCGGGGCGGUCGCCGCUGCCCAGCUGCCCGGCGGCACCGCCACGUUCUGGCCGCAGCAGUGGCGCUGCAAGCUGUGCUCUUGCGCGUCGUGCCAGGCGAUGUACGACGAGCUGGGCGUGCGCUUUCUCCUGGACGAGGCGGACACGGUGCAGGCCUACGAGGCGCGCGGGAAGCUCGGGGCGGACAGCGUCGGAGGAGGAGGGGGCAGGGCGGCCGGGUCCAGCGCGGGGGGCGCGGACCCACUCAUGGCGGCGCUGGGCACCAUGAACCGCGUGCAGCAAGUGGAGCUCAUCAGCGAGUACAACGACCUGAAGACGGAGCUCAUGGACUACCUGAAGCACUUCGCCGACGAGGGGAAGGUGGUGAAGAAAGAGGACAUCACGGAGUUUUUCCAGAGCAUGCAGUCUCGCAAGCGACGGAGGAGCGAGAGCAACCACAUGGUGUACCACUGCAAAUGAAGACUCCAUUAAGCCCCCGGCGCGCGCACCGUAACCGCGCUCGCGUACGCGCAAGUCAGCCAGCCGGCGAGCCAGCCAGCGAGGCAGCCAAGGAGCCAGCCAACUGGCGAACCAGCCGGCCGGCCAGUUUGCCAGCUGGCAAGUUUGCCGGCCGGAGAGCCUGCGGGCUAGAGAGCCUGUGGGCUAGCGAGCCUUCCGGCCGUCAAGCUUGCCGGCCGGCUAGCCUACCGGCAAGCGGGCCAUCAAGCCGGCGGAGCCAGCUGGCCAGCACUUUCUCCGCUCAUCCCGCUCGUGUCACGCGUCAGAGGCCGAUUCUCUUAGAGCCGGUGCUCCGACAACGUGCGUUCCGGUCGUGCGGCGUGCCGUUCCACGCGGUGUCCCAAUAUUUUGGCCCACUCGCUUGGGAGUUCCCGAAGAAGCUCGCGGCGCGCGGAGGGCAAAAGAAACGCACACGAGAGAGCGCAGUACGGCCCAACCGCGAAGAUCUAAGCGGCCGGGCGCUUGUUUAGCUGGUCGCGUGAACUCGCGAAUCAUUUACCUGCGUUCGGGGAAGCGCUUCCGCUAACAUUGGGAUGCGAAUUAAGGAGUCUGCGGAGUUGUUUUGUAAAAAAAAAAAUUUCACACUGCCAUUCGCCCAUACGGAUACGAGGCUUAAGAUUUCUCAUCUCUUCGUCCGCUCUCUUGAGUUUCCGCUAAGAUGAUUAAAGUUUUUUUUAGGUUUUUUUCACAGCGAUCGUACGAUGUUCAUGUGCGAACGUUAAUCUGUUACGCUCUUAAAUGUGCUUCUGCUGCGUGAUGUCGAAAACAAGCACAGAACGUGAAUUUGUAUAGCGAGCCUCGGCGAGUGAUGGCGAUCCGCCAAUUAGGUGGUCGUUUCCAUCGAAAGAGGAGAUUCUUUUUUCACAUCCCCGCUCAAUCUCGCACACGGUUUGUGCUGCGGGAAAAAUACGUCGGCUUGACAGCAAACUGAAAGGGUUGUGUUCCAGUUCAGCCGUUGGCGUGUCGGUAAAUAGCAGCGAGUGAUGCGAUCGCAUUUUUUCACAACGUAAUGCGCUUCAAGGGAUGCUUUCACGGCAACUACGUUAGGUAGGUCGCAUUCGUAGAGAAGCUACGCGAGUUUUUAAUAUUUUGUCACGAGCUUUGUUGGGGGUUUACCCCCCCCCGCCCGCUUAAGUUGCAUUGCUGCGCGAUUCUCUUAUCGCAAAGUUGCUCGGUCUGUCCAAAGUUUACGUGCGUUUUAAUGUGUGGCAGCACACGUUUGGACGUGAAGCUCACGCGGCCGCAUUGUUUUCACGUCGUCUGCCACGCAGCAGCCGCGCCGGGGUUUUUGCGGGCGUGACAUUUCCCAAUCGUGAAUGUGAUCCACCCGACACAAGCGUUUAUCGUUAGAGCUGCACCACCCGAACACAGACUUGUAGGUUGGCGCAACAACAGCACACGCUCGCUUCCGUUAUCAUUGCGUUAUGUUAUUCCCUUUCGAUUUGUAAUCUUAUUUGUCGUAAAUGUUUCUGGCUUUUUUUGCGAUUUGCGUCGGUGCUCGCGUUUGUUGUGGAGCGUCUGCGGUGCGAGUUUAGUGUAGGCCACGUGCACCAACGGACCAACUCCAACCCACCCACGUUGUGUCGGUAAUGCACGCAUGCAGGCACGGAGGACUGACGCGCGUGCCCCUAACCUGGUGUUCACGGGAAGAGUCGGUGCGCGAUUCCAAGUGGUGGCCAAGGUGGUUUCAGGGUGUCGGAGGCACCUGAGUCAACGGCACUGCUGAAGUCCUGGGUGUGAGUCCCCAUUUUUAAGUUGCCUGGAAUUUUAAUUGGUCCUCAAGCAUAGGAAGAGUUUAUGGGUCCCCCCAACCCGGUCACAAAUGACUGCACAAAAAUAUCCAUAAUUAUACAAAUUAUUCGGCACUUAAAAUUUGGCAAAAUUCGCCUGCAAGAAAAUAAACGAAAUUUCCCUUCUUGAACCUCUCCCGGGACACCAGUGUAAGAGAAUGGCCACUUGAUGGAUAAGGUUGCAGAAUUAACUGAAGUCUGCUCAAGGCCUCAUCCGUAACAGGGCCACAACUAUUAUGUUCCAUGUGAAGGGUGUUGGUCACGUGUCAAACCAAUUUUUUUUUACUAAUUCUCAAGAGCUGGAAUUUUAGGCAAAUGUAUUUGCAAAAACCAAAUUGUAAUGGUAGAGUCUAAGGAAAUGUACAUAGGUCGGGUGGGCCUUGCUGCUGCUGGCAUACCCCGUGGAGUUAAAGUGGUCAUGAGGAAAAAUGUGGCAUUGGAGUGUCAAAUGCAGACACUCGCCAGUAACGACAGGCGGGUGUCAAUGCUUUUUGCCGUACGUGUACUUUUCCACACGCUUCUGUUUGUGAGUAAAUGCAUUUUGAUUGCGUUAUUUGAGAGUUUUUCUUUUUUUUAAACAGGACAAGUGUUAUCUUUAGUGGUGUUUAAGAGUUUGCGUGCAUUUUUCUCCAUUGGAUUUAUGAUUACGUUGGAACCGAUGUCUAGUGAGCUAUAUGUUGCCUCAUGAUUCUUGUACAUGCGUGGUUAUUAACAUGCAGUUGAAAUAAAAUGUAACGCCUCGUCAAA
Molecule: messenger RNA, 4025 nt
Organism: Petromyzon marinus (sea lamprey)
Lineage: Eukaryota; Metazoa; Chordata; Hyperoartia; Petromyzontiformes; Petromyzontidae
Gene: UBR7
Product: ubiquitin protein ligase E3 component n-recognin 7
Cellular component (GO): cytoplasm
Molecular function (GO): ubiquitin protein ligase activity; zinc ion binding
Source: RefSeq, a predicted model, not a curated record